AGGAGCCAGUGGGCUGCAGGCGCAGGCGCAGGCACAGGCGAGGGGUUGGGUGGCGGUUGAGACAGCGGCGGUACUGGGAUGGGUAGGUGAGGAUCCCGAGACUGAGUGAGCUUCUGCGCGCGGUGCUUUUGGGAACGCGGGACUGGCAACCUGCGGCGCCAGGAGCUGGGCCGAGGCGCGGCGGCGCGGCUGCCGGCCGCCGUCUGGAUGGGAAGUUACGGCGAAGUCCACCCAGCGUUUUUCAGGAAGAUGGCCAAUCUUUCCUAAGCUGCUGACCUUACAAGAAAAAGAAUCGUACUGCUAAGAAUUCAAACUUCAGCAGUCAUGGGGAGCCUUGGGAGGAGCCCGAAUCACGGAUGGAAUCGGACAGUGCAUGGAGAUGGUUCAGCAGGACAAGGUCCCUGGCCCCACCUCUUCUGCCACAAACGUCAGCAUGGUGGUAUCUGCCGGCCCUUGGUCCAGUAAGAAGUCAGAGAUGAACAUUCUAGAAAUCAACAAGAAAUCGCGCCCCCAGCUGGCAGAGAACAAACAGCAGUUCAGAAACCUCAAACAGAAAUGUCUUGUAACUCAACUGGCCUACUUCCUGGCCAAGGGGCAGAAUAAUUACGACUAUGAAGACUGCAAAGACCUCAUAAAAUCUAUGCUGAGGGAUGAGCGGCUGUUCACAGAAGAGAAGCUUGCAGAGGAGCUCGGGCAGGCUGAGGAGCUCAGGCAAUAUAAAGUCCUGGUUCACUCUCAGGAACGAGAGCUGACCCAGUUAAGGGAGAAGUUACGGGAAGGGAGAGAUGCCUCCCGCUCGUUGAAUCAGCAUCUCCAGGCCCUCCUCACUCCGGAUGAGCCGGACAACUCCCAUGGGCGGGACCUCCGAGAACAGCUGGCUGAGGGAUGUAGGCUGGCACAGCACCUCGUCCAAAAGCUCAGCCCAGAAAAUGACGAAGAUGAGGAUGAAGAUGUUAAAGUUGAGGAGGCUGAGAAAGUACAGGAAUUAUGUGCCCCCAGGGAGGUGCAGAAGGCUGAAGAAAAAUCAGUCCCUGAGGACUCACUGGAGGAAUGUGUCGUCACUUGUUCAAAUAGCCACGGCCCUUGGGAGUCCAACCAGCCUCACGGGAACAGCAAAAUCACAUUUGAGGAAGACCAAGUCGACUCAACUCUAGUUGUAGACAGUGAAUCCUCUGAUGAUGAAUGGCAGGAUGCUCGAAACCUUCUCCCAGUCCCUGGCCCCACCUCUUCUGCCACAAACGUCAGCAUGGUGGUAUCUGCCGGCCCUUGGUCCAGUCAGAAGUCAGAGAUGAACAUUCUAGAAAUCAACAAGAAAUCGCGCCCCCAGCUGGCAGAGAACAAACAGCAGUUCAGAAACCUCAAACAGAAAUGUCUUGUAACUCAACUGGCCUACUUCCUGGCCAAGGGGCAGAAUAAUUACGACUAUGAAGACUGCAAAGACCUCAUAAAAUCUAUGCUGAGGGAUGAGCGGCUGUUCACAGAAGAGAAGCUUGCAGAGGAGCUCGGGCAGGCUGAGGAGCUCAGGCAAUACAAAGUCCUGGUUCACUCUCAGGAACGAGAGCUGACCCAGUUAAGGGAGAAGUUACGGGAAGGGAGAGAUGCCUCCCGCUCAUUGAAUCAGCAUCUCCAGGCCCUCCUCACUCCGGAUGAGCCGGACAACUCCCAUGGGCGGGACCUCCGAGAACAGCUGGCUGAGGGAUGUAGGCUGGCACAGCACCUCGUCCAAAAGCUCAGCCCAGAAAAUGACGAAGAUGAGGAUGAAGAUGUUAAAGUUGAGGAGGCUGAGAAAGUACAGGAAUUAUGUGCCCCCAGGGAGGUGCAGAAGGCUGAAGAAAAGGAAGUCCCUGAGGACUCACUGGAGGAGUGUGCCAUCACUUGUUCAAAUAGCCACCACCCUUGUGAGUCCAACCAGCCUUACGGGAACACCAGAAUCACAUUUGAGGAAGACCAAGUCGACUCAACUCUCAUUGACUCAUCCUCUCAUGAUGAAUGGUUGGAUGUUGUAUGCAUUAUCCCAGAAAAUGAAAGUGAUCAUGAGCAAGAGGAAGAAAAAGGGCCAGUGUCUCCCAGUUUUCCUUUUAACAGUGAGGUCCCUCAGCUGCAGGUCUGGUGGAGUUUGCUGGAGGUCCACUCCAGACCUUCAAACAGUCCUGCCUGGCUCAUCAGGAAUCUGCAGGAGUCUGAAGAGGAGGAAGCCCCCCAGGAGUCCUGGGAUGAAGGUGAUUGGACUCUCUCAAUUCCUCCUGACAUGUCUGCCUCAUACCAGUCUGACAGGAGCACCUUUCACUCCGUAGAGGAACAGCAAGUCGGCUUGGCUCUUGACAUAGGCAGACAUUGGUAUGAUCAAGUGAAAAAGGAGGACCAAGAGGCCACAAGUCCCAGGCUCAGCAGGGAGCUGCUGGAUGAGAAAGAGCCUGAAGUCUUGCAGGACUCACUGGAUAGAUUUUAUUCAACUCCCUUUGGGUACCUGGAACUGCCUGACUUAUGCCAGCCCUACAGAAGUGACUUUUACUCAUUGCAGGAACAACACCUUGGCUUGGCUUUUGACGUGGACAGAAUUAAAAAGGACCAAGAAGAGGAAGAAGACCAAGGCCCACCAUGCCCCAGGCUCAGCAGAGAGCUGCCAGAGGUAGUAGAGCCUGAGGACUUGCAGGACUCACUGGAUAGAGGUUAUUCGACUCCUUUCAGUUAUGUAGAACUGCCUGAUUCAUGCCAGCCCUACGGAAGUUGCUUUUACUCAUUGGAGGAAGAACACGUUGUCUUUUCUCUUGACGUGGAUGAAAUUGAAAAGUACCAAGAAGGGGAAGAAGAUCAAAACCCACCAUGCCCCAGGCUCAACGAGGUGCUGAUGGAAGCAGAAGAGCCUGAAGUCUUGCAGGACUCUCUGGAUAGAUGUUAUUCCACUACUUCAACUUACUUUCAACUACAUGCCUCAUUCCAGCAGUACAGAAGUGCCUUUUACUCAUUUGAGGAACAGGACGUCAGCUUGGCCCUUGACGUGGAGAAUAGGUUUUUUACUUUGACAGUGAUAAGGCACCACCUGGCCUUCCAGAUGGGAGUCAUAUUCCCACACUAAGCAGCCCUUACUAAGCUGAGAGAUGUCAUUGCUGCAGGCAGGACCUAUAGGCACAUGUAAUUUUGAAUGAAACUGUAGUUCCCUUUGGAAGCCCAGUGAUAGGAUGGGAAAGUGGGCAUGGCUCUAUUCCUAUUCUCAGACCAUGCCAGUGGCCACCUGUGCUCAGUCUGGAGACAUUGGACCCAAGUUAGGUGUGACGCGUUCACACGACUAUGUAGCACAUGCCGGGAGUGAUCUGCCAGACAUUCUAAUUUGAACCAGAUGUCUCUGGGUAGCUACAAAGUUCCUCAGGGGUUUCAUUUUGCAGGCAUGUCUCUGAGCUUCUAUACCUGCUCAAGGUCAGUGUCAUCUUUGUGUUUAGCUCAUCCAAAGGUGUUACCCUGGUUUCAUUGAACCUAACCCCAUUCUUUGUAUCUUCAGUGUUGGUUUGUUUUAGCUGAUCCAUCUGUAACACAGGAGGGAUCGUUGGCUGAGGAUUGUAUUUCAGAACCACUGACUGCUCUUGACAGUUGUUAACCCACUAGGCUCCUUUGAGUAGAGAAGCCACAGUCCUUCAGCCUCCAAUUGAUAUCAAUACUUAGGAAGACCACAGCUAGAUGGACAAACAGCAUUGAGAGGCCUUAGCCCUGCUCCUUUCAAUUCCAUCCUGUAAAGAACAGGAGUCAGGAGCCGCUGGCAAGAGACAGCAUGUCACCUGGGACUCUGCCGGUGCAGAAUAUGAACAAUGCCAUGUUCUUGCAGAAAACGCUUAGCCUGAGUUUCAUAGGAGGUAAUCACCAGACAACUGCAGAAUGUAGAACACUGAGCAGGACAACUGACCUGUCUCCUUCACACAGUCCACGUCACCACGAAUCACACAACAAAAAGGAGGAGAGAUAUUUUGGGUUCAGAAGAAGUAAAUGAUAAUGUAGCUACAUUUCUUUAGUUAUUUUGAACCCCAAAUAUUUCCUCAUCUUUUUGUUGUUGUCAUUGAUUGUGGUGACAUGGACUUAUUUGUAGAAGACAGGUCAGCUGUCUGGCUCAAUGGUCUACAUUCUGAAGUUGUCUGAAAAUGUCUUCAUGAUUAAAUUCAGCCUAAACAUUUUGUCAAGAACACUACAGAGUCGAUACUGUGAGUUUCCAACCUCAGCCCAUCCGUGGGCAGAGAAGGUCUAGUUUGUCCAUCAGCAUUAUCAUGAUAUCAGGACUGGUUACUUGGUUAAGGAGGGGUCUAGGAGAUCUGUCCCUUUUAGAGACACCUUACUUAUGAUGAAGUAUUUGGGAGAGUGGUUUUUAAAAGUAGAAAUGUCCUGUAUUCCAAUGAUCAUCCUCUAAACAUUUUAUCAUUUAUUAAUCAUCCCUGCCUGUGUCUAUUAUUAUAUUCAUAUCUCUACACUGGAAAUUUUCUGCCUCAGUGUUUACUGUGCCUUUGUUUUUGCUAGUGUGUGUUGUUGAAAAAAAAACAUUCUCUGCCUGAGUUUUAAUUUUUGUCCAAAGUUAUUUUAAUCUAUACAAUUAAAAACUUUUGCCUAUCA
Gorilla gorilla gorilla (western lowland gorilla) is the source of this 4590-nucleotide messenger RNA. Its product is annotated as neuroblastoma breakpoint family member 3. The transcript has 22 exons. The record is from RefSeq and is a predicted model, not a curated record. Bases 374 to 3076 code for a protein of 900 amino acids. NCBI's taxonomy places the organism in Eukaryota, Metazoa, Chordata, Mammalia, Primates, Hominidae.